AGUGCAUAUCGGCGAGUCGAGAGGCAGGCGCUGCGGAAGGAAGAAAGUUGCAAACUCUUCCCCUCCUCCCUUCCCCCCGAUCGAGUGAUUCCACCAGGAAAGACACAAAAAGCGAGCACAACCCUCAGCCACGAUGAUGCAAAUUGUGGAUUCUUACAACCAAAAGCACUCGCUGUUCAACGCCAUGAACAAGUUUAUCGGCGCUGUCAAUAAUAUGGACCAGACUGUAAUGGUGCCCAGCCUUUUGCGGGAUGUUCCACUUGACGACAAGGAUAAAAGCGAAGUUAACGGCGUCAGCAGCAGUGGAGCAUCAAACUUCUACUCCGACCAGAGGGACAUGUACAGCUACUACGUUUUGCUCAAAUCCAUCAAGACCGACGUAGAGUGGGGUGUGGUGCAACUGGACGACAGAAAGAAAGACAAAGUCACCACCGUGGACAUUAGGGGGGAUGAAGCGGAAGGAGAAGAAGACUUGCAGAAACAAUUCCAUUAUCAUCUAAAUGGACUGUACACUGUUCUGUCAAAACUUACCAGGAAAGCUAACGUUCUGACUAACCGGUACAAACAGGAGAUAGGAUUCGGUAGUUGGGGGCACUGAACACAACACAAGAAAAUUGCAGAAACUAACCUCCCCAAUGAAGUUAGACGGAUCCUAACUGAGGUUGUAGGGUUAUUUUUCUGCUCCAGAAAGCGAUAGCAGCGCCGACUUAACGAUCACAUAAUCUGCCUUUUACUGUUUUUUCCCUUUGUUGCCGGGGGAAAGGGAGGCUUUGUAGGACGUACUUAUGAAGUAAACUUGCAAUCCAUGCAGCUAAAGCGUGGUUUUGAGCGGCUGCGCCGGUUGAGAUUACAUCAUCUUACUUUGUACUACUUUGUAUGUCAAUUGUAAAAUUGUAAGUGUCUCGAAUGCUAUUCUGUUAACUACAUUUUUGGAAUGCACAAAGUUGAAGCAUCAUAUUUUUCUUACAAUGUAUAUGGUGUGUAAAUUAGUUUUAAAAUAUCUCCAAGUCGAGAUUGUAAAAUCGCUAAUAUUGUGCGGCAAAACCAAGGGCCAACGACCGAAUAUUGUAGUUACUUGUCUAUAACUUACUUUGUGGAACCAACUGAACGUUUCUAUCUCCUGGCACGGAAUAAUGACGGGGUUCCACGUCUGUAUAAUCAACCUCUUUUUCUUAUUUUAAAAAAAAAGUUUUGUACAGGUUGGUAUAUGAAUUGUACAUGUAAUCAAAUU
Messenger RNA from Callorhinchus milii (elephant shark), 1231 nucleotides. It is a transcript of the gene mid1ip1, whose product is annotated as MID1 interacting protein 1. NCBI's taxonomy places the organism in Eukaryota, Metazoa, Chordata, Chondrichthyes, Chimaeriformes, Callorhinchidae. Gene Ontology annotation, biological process: regulation of lipid biosynthetic process. The transcript has a single exon. Bases 134 to 598 code for a protein of 154 amino acids. Gene Ontology annotation, cellular component: cytosol. The record is from RefSeq and is marked provisional.